CAGCAGAAUAGAGUCAUGAUGAUUUUGUCUGUAAAGGUGGAUGUAUUGAUGUGUGGAGAGUGACAGAUGUCAUGUCUUAUCUCAGGUGCUCAGAAGCGGCGCUUUUACUCUUCAUGUUUGUGGAACUAACUGCAGAUGGACUCUGAGCAUUAUGUAAUGAACCGGUUAAAGUCAAAAGAUCAAGACAUUAGUGCCUGGUGAAACAGGUAUUCACAGCCUUAAAGUGUGUGUGUCACUUAUGUGUAAACCACACCUGCGAGACUGAGGCAGAAGGAGCAUGUUGGAACUCAGUAAUGCUCAUAAAUGGGAAGGAGGAGGCAGUGAAGUCUUGCCUGUCCCCAUCAGAGCUCAAGGGUCAGGUGUUCUGCUACAGCUCCCGAAACGUCUCUAAACGCAACUGCUGCUUUACAGACUUCUGCAACAAUGAGACGCUGCACCUGAAUCCAGAGCCACCGCCUGAGGGAUCUGGGUGGAGUCAGCUGGAACUAGCUGCCGUAAUUCUUGUGCCAUCGUGCCUGGUGUGUGUAGGUGUCAUUCUGGGAAUGUGUGCUGUACAAAAUCUGCGAUGCAACCACAUCAAAGCCCACAAACAGGAUCCAGAAGAACCCCUGGAUGACCAGACUUUGGUGUCACCUGACAAAUGCCUAAAAGAGCUUAUCUAUGACAUGAGCACCUCUGGCUCGGGAUCAGGAUUGCCCCUACUGGUCCAGAGAACGAUUGCUCGAACAAUUGUCCUCCAGGAGAGUAUUGGGAAGGGGCGCUUUGGGGAAGUGUGGAGGGGAAAAUGGAGGGGGGAGGACGUCGCUGUGAAGAUCUUCUCCUCACGAGAUGAGCGUUCCUGGUUUCGUGAGGCUGAGAUUUAUCAGACCAUCAUGCUACGACAUGAGAAUAUUUUGGGGUUUAUCGCUGCUGAUAACAAAGAUAAUGGCUCAUGGACACAGUUGUGGCUGGUGUCUGAGUAUCAUGAGCAUGGGUCUCUCUUUGAUUACCUGAACAGAUACACAGUAUCAGUGGAGGGGAUGAUAGUUCUGGCACUGUCCAUUGCCAGUGGCAUUGCGCACCUCCACAUGGAGAUUAUUGGCACUCAAGGGAAGCCUGCCAUUGCCCACAGAGAUGUUAAGUCAAAGAACAUCCUGGUUAAGAAGAAUGGAACGGCGGUGAUUGCUGAUCUUGGUCUGGCUGUCAAACACGACUCCAACACCAACACUAUCGACAUCCCCAUUAACCACAGAGUGGGCACCAAGAGAUAUAUGGCUCCCGAGAUCCUGGAUGAUUCCAUAAACAUGAGCAGCUUUGAGUCAUUUAAGCGUGCUGAUAUCUACUCACUUGGCCUGGUGUUCUGGGAACUUGCUCGCAGAUGUUCCGUCCAAGGAAUUUAUGAAGAUUUCCAGUUGCCUUAUUAUGACCAGGUACAAUCAGACCCAUCAGUGGAUGAUAUGAGGAAGGUGGUGUGUGAACAAAAACUCCGACCCAACAUUCCUAACCAGUGGCAGAGCUGUGAGGCGCUGAGGGUUAUGGGUAAAAUCAUGCGGGAGUGCUGGUACGCCAAUCCAGCUGCUCGACUGACAGCACUACGUGUCAAGAAAACUGUAUCUCAGGUAACUGUGGUCAAAGACGUUAAAGAGUAACCCAGCAGUCUGGUGCCCCUCUUAUCUCUGUCUGUCAUUGUUACUGGGACAUUUUAGAUGCUCAGGUGAGAUGCCAAAGAUUGCUGGAGUUUAAGAGGGAAAUUUUGUCUUGUGAUGACACCUGACUAGAAUGAUGAAUGAAAGAGAGUGUAUUUUGUUUCUUAGUCAAUAGAUGGUGAUAGAGUACUGAUAUACUGCUACCUCAACUGAUCAUGUAAGUGCCAAAUGCUUUGAGUUGCACUUGUUAUGCUUUGUGCCAUUAAUGUUUUGCUUGGUGUAACUUACAAAUAGAUUGUAUUUUAAAAAUGUAUUUUGAAAAGUAAGUCAAAAUGUCUUUACACACACACACACACACACACACACACAAAAAAUAGACCAACCAACAGGACCAACAUUUUUUUUUUUUUUUUUUUUUUUUUUUUGAGACCAUGGUUGACGUCAGACAGCGUAAUGUGGUCUGCAAAAGUAAGCUUGUUUUUUUAGCCAAGCUUUGUGCAGAUUGUGGUUUCCUGGCACUAUUUUUUCUACAGUUUUAAACAGCUCACAUCACUUUUGAUUGUACUGUGUACCUUUAGAAACCUGAAGGAUGAUUUCCUGUAAACCCUGUCAUUUCUAAAUGCAAAGAGAAUAGUUUGUCUUUUGUGCGUGUGCAGAUGUCUGGGACAAACCCUCAUGUCUGAAGAGGGAAAAAAUGUAACACAUCAUUCAAAGCCUUUUAACCAGAUUCUUCAUCUAGAGCAGGGGUCUCCAACCUUUUAUAAACCACAGACAGGUGAAAAUAUUCUUGUGGACCAUCUUGGUGUCAGUGGGGUGGGGGUGGGGGGGAUGAUCAGAACAAUCAUUAAUCAUUAUAUGUAUUUUUAAUUGUUAAUUUACAUGAAAUCAACAAAAUUAUGAUUCAUCAAGCUAUUGAUGUGGUUGAUCAUUUUAACAGCUUUAUUCAGCACAGAGUGAAGUUCCAGACAUUUUACGCCUAGCCUGGUGUGUAGAUUCAAAGUCAGGCACAACUUUGAUUCCAGUAGUGAGGCCAGACAGCUGUCCAUUCAUAGAUGCUGCUCUGUCUUUACAUAUUUUAAUGCAAAAGGAUUAAAUUUACCUGAUAUGUAGUCAUUCAAAGAUUUGAAAAUAUCUGCCCCAAUUGUACAAGUUGCCACUGAAUGCACCCACAUCAUGCACACUGGCUUGAAAUAUGUACUGCACAUAAACCAGUAGUAUUUCCUUGUUGUCAGUUUGUUGAGCUGCAGUGCAUAUCACAGAGACUCUUUAGCCUGUCUAAUAAAUUCACUUCAGUGUUAUUCAUUCUCAGUCUUAAAGUGUUAGCUGAAAGGCCUUCUUAGCUUCAGCAAGAUGGUCAACCACCAAGUAUGUCACUCUCAGUGCAGCUAUGUUUAUAGACAUUGUGGCUUUCAGCAGUUAUUGCUGCUCUGUUUGUUCAUGUUUUUCCAUUCAAAGUAAUUUUUGCAAUUUUGACGGUUUCAUUGACGUAUUAGCUAAUAUCUUCACAUUAUGAACAUGAGGUUCAGCACAUGUGAACUGCCCAUAGCCACAUAUUUUUUAAACAAGUCAUCAUAUUUUUGGUUAAAGGCGGCUGUCCUUUUUAUUUAUCAGUAUGUGUGUUAAUGCCAUUCCUUGUACUUUUCCUACCUCCUUCACUAAAGAAAAUUUUAAGGGGACGUUUGAUGCAUACUCAUCUUAACAUUGGCUGAGUCUGCUGCAGUAGUAAAGCUGAUGUUUUCUGAAAUGACGUGCUCUCUGUAAAUUUAGAUAGUGGUGCUUGUUUACUAAAUAAUAUAGAGACGUUUUGCUGCACAGAUAUUUUUCCCAGAUUGUUCUUGUGACCUAGUAGCAACUUUAUGGCGCCUUAAUGGGUUGCAGCCUUGGGGUUGGGGACCUCUGAUCUAGAGGACUUCUGAAUGCCAAUGUGAAAUAUGUGACUGUGAAAGUGUACAUUUUAUACAUUUAAUGUUCAAGUAGAAGUUGUACUUUAUUGCACUAUACAAAGGCUCCCAGCUGCUGAAAAAUAGUAAUCAACGUUCGACAGACAUUCAGUUACAGAUUUCAAUAGAGCACCCCAGCAUAUCUAAAACCAAACAUAAAAUGUUGUGUAUAUAAAUAGUCAUGGGAGUGUACUGAAGAAUUGUAGUUUCUCAAAGUUUAUAACUGCGUAACUACUUGUCUGCUAAAUAUUGUGCUUUAAGUCUGUGUGGUUGAACAUUUCAUGUCUUUGUGAUGGUUUACUGAGAUGAAAGGCUGUUCACUAGGGAUUACUCUGUUAGCAGUCCCGAGGUGUGUGUUAGUGUAUCUGACUGUGUGUGAUAAAUAUGCCUUGUAAUGUUCUUGUGCAUACAGAGUUCUACUUUUUGUACAGCUGUAAUCUGGAACAUUCUUGUGUGUAAAUUAUAUCACUUCAAAUGUCUGAUUUAUGUUAAAAUUGCCUCUGUUGAUGUGACACUAACAAAACUUGUAUUUAUGGGUUUUCCAAACUCUAUAGAAGUAUAUGCAUAUAUUUCAUGUUAUAUUUUAGUCUUAAUAAGUCUAUCAUCUGACAAUGAACAUAAUUUGCUGACUGCUUUGUAUAAACAUCCAUAUUCAAAUAUUUAUUUAAUCUGUAUAAAAAAAGUGUUUUCAUUUAUUUUGCUUGUUGAAGAAUAGUCUUGUUUUAUCCUGUUUCAGUCAUUUGCAAAAGCAUAAAAUGCUUAAAUGUGGAUUAGAGAUGUCUGGGAGAAACCAAAUCCUUAAAAAACUUAGCAAAAUACUGCACCAUUACAGCCUGAUGCUGUUGAGAAAUGUUGUAGCUCACUAUUUUUACGUUGGGUAUUCAAUCUGAGAUCCUAACACACGUCUCUGUUUCAGACUUUUACAAAGUGUUCUCUGUACUUUGCUGUCUAAUGUUUUGAGAAAGAACAGAGACAUUUAUAUGAGGAGGGUGGAAUUAUGUAACACAUAUCCACUUUUUUUCUGAUUAGCAUUCUGUUUUGUCUGUGUUAGAGUAUUUAAUUUUCUAAAAUGUAAACCAUAGAGCAAUAAACUACUUUUCUUGAUUCA
Labeo rohita (rohu) is the source of this 4673-nucleotide messenger RNA. RefSeq names its product activin receptor type-1C. Gene Ontology annotation, biological process: cellular response to growth factor stimulus; nervous system development; activin receptor signaling pathway. Gene Ontology annotation, molecular function: activin receptor activity, type I; ATP binding. Gene Ontology annotation, cellular component: plasma membrane; activin receptor complex. The coding region runs from base 294 to 1628 and encodes 444 amino acids. The record is from RefSeq and is a predicted model, not a curated record. The transcript is spliced from 10 exons. NCBI's taxonomy places the organism in Eukaryota, Metazoa, Chordata, Actinopteri, Cypriniformes, Cyprinidae.